CACAAGACAAGAUUCAUAUUGCGCAAAGGAGCGGCUGUGAGCUGUUCAGCUAUCCCUCCUUUACGCAAUAUGGAUAUGUUAUGUAUUGAGCAAAUGAGCUGCUAGAGACUGCCACCCAGUGGUAUUUAAGGCUUGUCUCUUUAGUUCGUGCAGCCCAUAUGCUCAAUACAGAGGCUAUGUUUAUUAGCAGCCUCGGCAGGGGCACAGCCAAUAAGAGCCUCUCUCUUUUACAUAGUGGGUCUGUCUGGGAAAUAGAGAACAGAGGCACGGAGAGAGAUGCAUCCAGUGAGCAGUCACGUGAGUCAUCAUGGCCUCAGUGAAGUUAGAUCCGUUGUAAACAGUCAAGACAGUGGAAGGAGCCACACGAUUCCUCUGAUAGUGACUCGGAGGAAGAACAGCCAAGUGUGCAGCCGAAGAUUAAGAACACAGCUGUCCCUUUAGGAGGAAAAAAAAACGUAGAGCUGGGAGAAGAAAAACAAAGACAAUCAAAAAGAGUUCACAAGAAGGAUUAAGUUUAACAGUCAUUAAUCUGUCAAAUUUUGAGCUUAACCAGGAACAUUUGAGUGUUUUGUCUAAAGGACUUGGGUUUGCACCGACUAACAUCUUUUCUCCUUUUAAAACAUUGAUUGAUGUUAAUAAAUUGGUUAGGAAGUUGGCAUUGAAACAAUUUUUUCAUCUGAUGAAAUUGUGGGUUAUCUUGAUUUCAAGGAUAGUUGUUUAUUAGAACAGCUUAGAGAUUUGGAUAAUCAUGAUAGUUGUUCUUAUGAUGAUGAAUGCCCUAAACCUAUGAAAAAAAGAUCAGAUUUUUAUUCCACUAAUUUUAGUGGUUCUUGUUUUGAUAUCUUUCAUAAAAAGGUUGAACAGGAAAUUAUAGAAUUGGGUGAAACCAACAAGAGUAAGGGGUUUCAUCACAAUCUCUCUGUUAGGGAGAGGAAAGCUAUUGCUGAACUACAGGAUAACCACAACAUUGUCAUCAGAUCUUCGGAUAAGGGUGGCAAUGUUGUGGUUAUGAGAAAGGAGGAAUAUUUUAAGGAAGCUCAUAGGCAAUUACAAGAUGGUAUCACCUAUAGGAAUUUAUCGCACAAUCCCGUACAUGAUUUUAGAUUGAAGAUGAGGAGAUUAUUCCAACAAGUGGUUGCACUGAAUGUUUUGACAGAGGAAGAAAUUAACUCCCUUAUUCCUGAGCACCCAGUUGUGCCCAUUUUUCAUUUCUUACCCAAGAUUCACAAGAACCCUGAAAGACCACCAGGAAGACCCAUUAUUUCCGGAAUUGGCUCACUUUUUGAGUCACUUUCGGAAUGGGUAGAUAGUAUUUUACAGCCCCUGGUAAUAAAUCUGAGUAGUUAUCUCAGAGAUUCAGGGCACUUGUUAUCUAUUCUGAACAAUAUUAAGUGGAAGAGUGGGUACAAAUGGGUGGUCAUUGAUGCAGCUUUGUUAUAUUCAAGUAUACCCCAUUCUCUGGGCAUAGUUGCCAUAAAGUUCUUCUUAGACAGGGAUAUUAAUUUCUCUGUAGAGUUUAAAUUGUUUCUUUGUGAGGUGGUUGAGUUCCUACUGAAACAUAUUUUUUUAUGUUUGAUGGUGCCUAUUAUUUACAAACAUGUGGCACCACGAUGGGGGCAAAAUUUGCCCCUCGUUUGCAAAUUUGUAUGUUGGAUGGUGGGAGCUCAACUACCUAUAUGGAGACGUGAAUCCAUUCUGCAGUAAUAUCAUACAAUACAAUAGAUUUAUUGAUGACUUGAUCUUCAUUGUUGAAGAACCUUUUGAAUUUGAGCUAUUUUUUAAAUUUGUAAAUAACAAUGAAUUAGGGUUGAGAUUUACAGGGGAAUUGCUAGAUGACAAGGUUAACUUUUUGGAUUUGGA
This is a messenger RNA of Bombina bombina (fire-bellied toad), 1860 nucleotides long. RefSeq lists its product as uncharacterized. Lineage: Eukaryota; Metazoa; Chordata; Amphibia; Anura; Bombinatoridae. Bases 787 to 1704 code for a protein of 305 amino acids. The record is from RefSeq and is a predicted model, not a curated record. The transcript has 2 exons.